Gadus chalcogrammus (walleye pollock) is the source of this 3350-nucleotide messenger RNA. RefSeq lists its product as uncharacterized. Lineage: Eukaryota; Metazoa; Chordata; Actinopteri; Gadiformes; Gadidae. The record is from RefSeq and is a predicted model, not a curated record. Bases 1966 to 2910 code for a protein of 314 amino acids. The transcript is spliced from 2 exons.
CUCAAAGUAUGCUCUCCCUUCCUCUUCAGGUUGGGAUAGUGACAUGGCUUCACUUCUCCUCCUGGUGCACCUCCUUCCACCAACUCCAAGUGGAAAGAAGGGAGCGGUUAAACUCAGUAUCCGGGAAGCUGUUGAUCGUGUGGUCAAAUUUCACAAGUCAAGUCGCAGCCUUCAGGAACACUCUGGUCCAGACCAGCGGAGGCAGCCCUACAUCCUGGCAGUUGGGACGGCAAGAAACAGCAUCCAUCAGUACUACAUUGCGAUGGAUAAUGGGCUCCUUCCCUGCAAUGCCAGGUCUUCCCUCGCAGCCUUUGAUGAACUUUUCAAGGCACAUUAUGUGUUUGGUGUCUCCUAUGACCAGGCCUUAAACAGCAUGUUUACAUUUGUGCAGACCACCAUAUACAACAUUGACAUCGGACUCUCUCACGAAACUCCCAGAGUCAAGGACCUCAGGGCAAAGCUCCUCAACUGAACUUAUGAUGUUUGGAUGCUUUGUGUGCAAAUCCGCUUUUCACAGCAUUCAGCUGUUGGUCCGCCAUCUCAAAGUUUCCCAUGCCUUUUUUCCUGGUAAGCAGUUUCAAUUGGUGUGUGACCAGAAUGGAUGCCGUCACAGAUUUUGUAGUUUUUCAGGCUUCAGAAAACAUCUUCAGUGCAAGCAUAAUGCUGAAAUUCUAGAUCCAGCUAUUAAUGAACCAGUUACUCCUUCAGUUGUUGUACAUGAUCAGCGAACAGUAUCAACUUUAAUUUCAGAGCAACCAGUGAAUUCUCAAAGUUGUAUUGAGAACAGGCAACAUACCCAAGAAAUGUGUGCAUCCCUUAUUGCAAAACUCCAAAGCAGUGGUGUGGCUACUAAUGUUGUAAAGACUGUUGUUGCAAAUAUGGAGGAGCUUGUAGAGGAAUUGCAUUCAACUGUUAAAGAAGAUGUGAUAAAAUUACUACCCGAUGAGGGCAUGAGAGCAAAAUUUGAUGAAUACUUUGACAGUCUUGAAAAUCCAUUUAGCAAACUAAACACUGAGGCAAAAUUGAAAAAAUAUUUCAGUGAGAAAUGUCGUCUUGUAGAACCUGUUGAGGUCGCUCUAGGAGUGAGGUAUGACACCAGAAGGAAUCGAGACACUGGCACAUACGAACAAGUUCCUGUUACAGACAAAUUUGUGUACAUUCCUCUAUUGGAAACACUGAAAUUCAUAUUCCACAACAAGGAUAUUUGUGAUUAUAUUUUGCAGCCUUGUGAGAAAACAGGCGUUUAUAAAGAUUUCUGUGAUGGGAACUAUUUUAAAGAUCACCCCCUUUUCUCUGAAAAACCAAACUCUCUCCAAAUACAGAUAUUCUACGACGAUUUUGAAAUGGCAAACCCACUUGGAUCCAAGCAUGGUAUCCAUAAGAUUGGAAGUAUAUACUUUGUUUUACGAAAUCUGUCUCCAAAGAUAAACUCAGCUCUAAUGAAUAUUCAUCUUCUGGCACUUUUUCACACUGCUGAUAUAAAGAAGUAUGGAUUUGAUGCCAUCUUGGAGCCUCUUGUACAUGAUCUGAAAGUCCUUGAGUGCACAGGAGUGGAACUCCCUUUCUCUGAUGAACCAGUUUGCGGCACAAUUGCUCAAGUAACUGGGGACAAUUUGGGAUUGCACACACUUCUUGGGUAUGUUGAAUCAUUCAAUGCCAACUAUUUUUGCCAUUAUUGUCUGAUAGACAAACAGACCGCGCAGACAGUUUUUAGUGAUGAUGAUCCAAGAAUAACGUUCCGCAAUAAAGCCCUCCAUGCUCAGCAUUGCAAUGACCUCAUGGCAGAUCCUACACUGGCUUCAACAUUUGGAGUGAAGCGAACGUGUUUACUCAAUGAUCUACAGUACUUUCAUGUUUCUGACAACUAUGCUGUAGACAUUAUGCAUGACAUAUUGGAAGGAGUGGGGCAAUUUGAGCUAAAGUUGCUCUUUGGUUACCUCACAGACAACAUCAUGUCCAAGACAGAUGUUUGUAACCGGAUAUAUUCAUACAAUUAUGGCUUUGUUGAGCGAAAAAAACCGACCAACCAGAAUCAACUUGGAGCAGACUGGAAACGGCAUUGGUCUUAAUGCCAUUCAGACAUUUUGCUUGAUCCGGAAUAUGCCCUUGAUAUUUGGAGAUGUUGUACAAGAAGGAAAUGCACACUGGAGACUCUUGCUGCUUCUGUUGCAAAUUAUGAACAUCGUAUUUUCUCCAGUCGUUACUGAUGGCAUGACUGUAUGUCUGAAGCAUCUCAUUGUUGAACAUCAUCAACUUUUCAAACAGCUUUAUCCACAUCGCAAACUGAUUCCUAAACAUCAUUUCAUGACUCAUUAUCCCAGGUCCAUUCGAAAAAUAGGGCCAAUUCUUCAUGUUUGGACAAUGCGAUAUGAAGCCAAGCAUAGGUUCUUCAAGAACACAAUCAAAAAUUUCAAAAAUAUAACAAAGUCGUUGGCUAAAAAGCAUCAGAUGUCUAUAGCAUUUCAUUGGGAAUCAACACCUUUCAAAAGUAUUGACUGUGGGCCAGUGAAAACCGUUAAGCUCAAUGCCAUAGAAAAUGGUGAGAUAAUUGCUGAAGAACUACAGGUUGACUUGGACUGUGAAGUUGAUGUGACAUCUUGGAUCACUUGUUUUGGGACAGAAUAUCGCCCAGGCCUUCUGGUUUGCUCAAACAUAGAGGAUUUGCCAGUGUUUAGCCUGAUAAGAGAAAUUUUUUUACUUAAUGGAGACUAUUUUCUUCUAGCAGAGGACUUUGAAACACUUUGUUUUGCAGAACAUUUUCAUUCUUUUAAUGUGAGACAGGGAAAUGACAAAAAUAUUUCAGUUCUAAAAGUUGAUGAGUUGUGCUUGUUUAAGCCAUUUGAUUUGCAAACAACUUAUGGGUUGGACAGAGAUGACAAGUAUGUGGUGCCUGUGCAUGUGUUGCUGUAAGCAACUUGUUGAUUGGUUGCCAGGCACACCUUUAUUUUCUUUAUUUUCUAAACUUUCAAGUUCAAGUUGUUAGUUACAUCAUCUAAAUGUUAAACUAAUUUUCAUUCUUUUCAUGUGAGAGAGGGAUAUGACAAAAAUGUUUCACUGUUAAAAGUUGACGAGUUGUGCUUGUUCAAGUUGUUCAAGUUGUUGGUUACAUAAAUGUACAACUAAAUAUGGUUCUUGAUCGAAAAAAAUUAAAGUAAAUGUAUGCACUGUAAAAACAACAACAGCAUCAAUAAAAAUGUUUUCAAGAAUCUAAUGUGUAGACUAUUCAUUCAUGAAGUGUUGACAAUUCACCUCAAAGGUGUUGGUUGUACACCAGUCAGAGUACAUUCUCACUCUAGAAGUAUUAAAUAAUCAGCUCUGCGAAGUGCUACAAAGCACUGACUUGGAGUACA